This is a messenger RNA of Mauremys mutica (yellowpond turtle), 1720 nucleotides long. It is a transcript of the gene POLR1F, whose product is annotated as RNA polymerase I subunit F. The coding region runs from base 113 to 1072 and encodes 319 amino acids. Gene Ontology annotation, biological process: DNA-templated transcription initiation; DNA-templated transcription. The transcript is spliced from 4 exons. The record is from RefSeq and is a predicted model, not a curated record. NCBI's taxonomy places the organism in Eukaryota, Metazoa, Chordata, Testudines, Geoemydidae. Gene Ontology annotation, cellular component: RNA polymerase I complex.
AGAGAGGGCUCGCGUGUGACGUCAUUAGGGAGCGCCAUCGUGAGUCACGUGCGCGCUCCGUACCAGGCGGACGGUUGGCGUUCGGGGCUCAGCAGACAGUUGUGGUGGCACCAUGGGAACCACCGUGGAGGCGCCGCACUCGGCGGCCCGGGCGCUGCCCUGCCCGGAGAUCCCGGCCUUCGCGGCCGCCUGCCGCCUGGUGCGGAGCCGCUACUCGUGCCUGGUGGCGGCGCCGCAUCGGAGGCACAUCGCGCUGGCGCCGCGGUACCUGAGCCGGAAACGCACCGGGAUCCGCGAGCAGCUCGACAGGGAGCUGCUGAGAUACUCGGAGAGCCUCAGCGGUGUGCCAGUGGCUUAUGAUAACAUCAGAGUAGUGGGUGAAUUAGGUGAUAUUUAUGAUGACCAAGGAUUCAUCCAUUUUAACAUUGAAGCAGAUUUUGUCAUUUUCACUCCCAAGAAAGGAAAAAAGCUUGUGGGUGUGAUCAAUAAAGUGGCCCCAAGUCAUAUUGGCUGUCUGAUACAUGGGUGUUUCAAUGCUUCCAUCCCUAAACCCGAUCGAAUGUCAGCUAUAGAAUGGCAAGACCUUGAGUUAAAAAUAGGAGAUAAACUGGAAUUUGAAGUGGUGCAUUUAGAUUCCGAUGCUGCUGGAGUAUUCUUCAUUCGGGGGAGACUGAAUAAAGACAGUAUGCAAUCCAAAUAUCCUGAAGCAGUAACUGAAGAUACAAACAGUAGAGAUGAAAUACCAAAGAAAAAACACAAGAAAAGAGACAGAAGGAAUUGUGAGUUAGAAAAUGACACGGAGCUUACAGACAAUGCAGAUACUACUGUGGUGGAAGGUGCAGAAGAGCAGAAUGCUGAUACAGUAAAUGGAUUUUAUGAUAAAAAGCCAAAGAAAAAGAAAAAACAUAAGCAAGAAAAGCAGAAACCUGUAUAUUGUGGAGGUGACUGUAGUGGUUACUCAAGUGACCAUAAAAAGGUUAAGAGAAAGAAAAGAAAACAUUGUGAUGUAAAUGAAGAGAGUGAAUUAUCUCAAUUGUCACAAGAACCUAAAGCCAAAAAGAGAAAGGAAUGACAAAUUGACUGAAGAGUCCAAAAGUCCCUUGCUUGAAUGUAAGAUUGUCGUCUUCUUUCAGAAAUACUUGAUAAACUUCCAAUAAAAUCAUAUUUUCAGUUUGUGUAUUUCAGCUUUCAUUUAUAUUACAGUAGCACUUAGAAGUCCCAACCAAGAUCAAGGCCCCCUUAUGCUAGGCAAUGUGUAUAUAUACUCAAACUAUAUACUUAAGAGUAGGCUAGACAAACACCUGUCGGGGAUGGUCUAGAUAAUACUUAGUCCUGCCAGGAGUGCAGGGGACUGGACUAGAUGAUCUCUUGAGGUCCCUUUCUAUGAUUCUGUACAUCUUUCAAGAUAGGAGAUGCCUCUUACUCUCCACAGAUAAAGGAUGGUAAAGAGGCGGUACAUAUUCCUGUUUUACAGAUGAGGAAAUGAGGUACAGAGAUUAAGUGACCUGCCCAAAGAGAGACAAGAAGUGUUUGGCAGAGCUGGGAGGUGACCUAGGUGUCUUGAGUGGUAGUGCCUUAACUACAAGAACAUGUUUGUGAAAUUAAACGUGGUACUCAAAUGCAGGCUUUAGUCCUUAAAUUUAGUAUCCUUAAUGCCUUCAAGCAAACUGAUCUUUAAAAGGUGGUUUAAGGGCUAGAUUCUAAUGAAUGUGCAGUGAAC